GGGAGGGGAGGCGGCUUUGCCCGCUGGGCGCCAUGGCCGAGCAGGCGGCGGACGGGGUCCCGGGCGAGCCCCCCUCCGCGGCGGCGGCGACCCCCGCGGGCUCUCCCUUGAGUGCCUGCCGCCGCCUGCGCGCCGUGGAGCCGGUGCUGCUGCUGGCCACGCUGGCGCUGGCGCUGCAAGCCCCGCUCGCCACGCAGCUGCUCUGGGACCGGCUGGGCGCCCGCAACGGCUCCGACUCCGGCCCGGCAGGGGAGCCCCGCGGCGGCUGCCCCAACCACACCGGCUCCAGCCAGCAGGAGCUGGAGACGUUGGUGGCCCACUGGAACCUCUACCUCAACCUGGCCGGCUUCUUUGUGGGGCUCUUCUCGGUGACCCUCUUCGGCCCCUGGAGCGACAGCGUGGGACGUCGGCCGGUGCUGAUCCUGCCCGCGCUGGGCAUGGCCCUGCAAGCCGCCGUCUACCUGGUGGUCAUGUACGCCGAGCUGCCCGUGGGAUACCUGGUGGUGGGCCGCGUGCUGAGCGGCCUCUCGGGAGACUACAACCUGAUCCUCGCCGGCUGCUUCGCCUAUGUGGCUGAUGUCAGCGACCGGACGGCCCGCACGUUCCGGGUGGCCGUCCUGGAGGCCUGCCUGGGCCUGGCGGGCAUGGUGGCCAGCGUGCUGGGUGGGCAGUGGCGCAAGGCGCAGGGCUAUGUGGCGCCCUUCUGGCUGGUCUUCGCCGCCAGCCUGGCUGCCGCCCUCUACGCGGCCUUUGUCCUACAGGAAUCGGUGCUGCAGAGGCAGCCACGGCGCCUCCUCACGCUGCGCCAUUACGCGACAGUGUAUCGGCUGUACACCAGCCCUGCCUGUGGCCGGGCCUGGCACCGGCUGCUCCUCUACUCACUGGCCUUCUUCGUGGUGGUGACAGUGCACUUUGGAGCCCGGGAGAUCCUGGUGCUGUACGAGCUCGGCCCUCCGCUCUGCUGGUCCCCAGAGCUGAUUGGCUACGGCUCAGCUGCCCAGUACCUGACCUACCUGAGCAGCCUGGGGGGGCUGUGGUUGCUGCAGAGGUGCCUGCCAGACGCCUGGGUAGCCCAGCUGGGCCUGCUCUCCAAUGCGCUGGGGCUGGUGACUGUGGCCCUGGCCGGGACGACGGCCCUGAUGUUCACAGGGUACGGGCUCCUGUUCCUCUCCAUGAUGGUCACUCCCGUGAUCCGCUCCAAGCUCUCCAAAUCGGUUGGCGAGAAUGAGCAAGGGGCCCUCUUUGCCGCCGUGGCCUGUGUGGAGGGGCUGUGCUCCCUAGUGGCCACGGGGGUCUUCAGCUCCCUCUUCCCGGCCUGCCUGUCCUUCAUGAAGGGCUUCCCCUUCCUCUUCGGAGCCAUCCUCCUCCUCGUUCCGGCUGCCAUCAUCGGGGGCAUAGAAGUCCAGGACGGCACGGCCAGAUACCGGCGUUUUGGUGAGGCUCCCAGCUCGCGACAGGAGGCUGAGCCAUCGCCCCAAGACGAGUGAAGCCAUCGGCCCUCCUGGGCACAGAGGACCUGCAUCACGAUCGUCUGGAUCCCCGAUGGAUCAGGGUUUAGGACUUGUUGCUGUGUGAAUGCAGAGAUGUCAUCUUGGGUCUAAACCAAGGGUCUUCAAACUUGGCCCUUUGAUGACUUGUGGACUUCAACUCAGCCUGGCUCAGGAAUUCUGGGAGUUGAAGUCCACAAGUCAUCAAAGGGCCGAGUUGGAAGACGCCUGCCUUAAAGCCUCCCGGCUGAGGAAUUCUGGGAAUUGAAGUCCACAAGUCAUAAAAGGGCCAAGUUGGAAGACCCUUGGUCUAAACCAAGGGUCUCCAGACAUGGCCACUUUAAGACUUGGGGGCUUCAAAUGCCAUAAUUCUGGGAGCUGACGUCCCCAAGUCUUAAACUGGCCAGGUCUAAACUGACGAGACCAGGCAGCCCAGUGAGGGGGGUGCCCGCUGUUCUUCCAGCUGGGACUUGGCAGAGGGACCCCCAAUGCCUCCAGACAAGGUCCUGUGGGUGUGGCACAGUGGGAGGAGCCCGAGGAUGCUGUGGGGUCUUCAGACCCUGCCCUGCCAAGACUCUUCCUGAUGUGAGGCUGCCAGGACCGAAGCAGGGGCUGAGAAGGGGGGAAAUGACCGCUGGGCACCAGUCCUCACCCUGCCAGCCCACUCCCAGCUCUCCUGUGGAGCUGAGGAACAAUAAAAAGGAAACUGAAGCGA
Molecule: messenger RNA, 2202 nt
Organism: Crotalus tigris (Tiger rattlesnake)
Lineage: Eukaryota; Metazoa; Chordata; Lepidosauria; Squamata; Viperidae
Product: proton-coupled folate transporter-like
Exons: 5
Coding region: 33-1487 (484 amino acids)
Biological process (GO): transmembrane transport
Cellular component (GO): plasma membrane
Molecular function (GO): transmembrane transporter activity
Source: RefSeq, a predicted model, not a curated record